Molecule: messenger RNA, 3958 nt
Organism: Protopterus annectens (West African lungfish)
Lineage: Eukaryota; Metazoa; Chordata; Ceratodontiformes; Protopteridae
Product: melanin-concentrating hormone receptor 1-like
Exons: 2
Coding region: 1032-2078 (348 amino acids)
Biological process (GO): neuropeptide signaling pathway
Cellular component (GO): membrane; neuron projection
Molecular function (GO): melanin-concentrating hormone receptor activity; neuropeptide binding
Source: RefSeq, a predicted model, not a curated record
UAUCAGAAUAAUUAUGUUUGUUUAAGACACAGAUUCAGAUGCUUCACUGUGUCUGUUAUUUAGAAAGCUGCAGCUAUCUUUGACUUCUUCCUAUUCUUAGGCACUAAUUGGUAAUUAUUAGAUAUGAGUAACUCUUGUCUGCUGGCUUCCUUUAAUGCUGCAUACUGGUAUUUGUAAUUCUCUGUGGCUGGUGGUACUGAUGCAUUCGCUGCUGUAUCUCUGCACCAUAUCCCCUCUUUGUUUUCACCGUUUUUACCUAGGUCUAUCUGUUGACAUCCAAAGAGAUUUCACAUGAAGCUGUGGGAAAAAUCUUUGAUCAACAACAAUUCAUUUUCUUGGCUGAACAGCUCAGCUCUUUCGACACAUCAUUAUUAAAUGGCUGCAUGGAUAAUGCACAAUUGAAUUUCUCCCAGACCGUUUCACAUAAAACUGUUCUUCAGAGGUGUAAUUUCUGCUUUAGUGCUACAUUCUAAGAAUCCCCCUUUCCGAAGUGUUGCUGCUGUUUUUUUUGUGAUGAAGCAAUGAUGCAGAAAUAUCUUUUGUCACUGGCUCAGGGGUUUAACUUUAUAUCAAUCCAUCUCUUUAUACGAAUGUGGACUAAUGAAUUUAAUGACUUCUGAUGUCAUUUAAUCUGAACAGGGCUCUAAAGUAGGAGGGAGCAGUAAAAACAAUAUAAAAAUUCACUGGUUUCUGGAUCUGUUUUACAGUCAGUGGUCUGAGGCACACCUUUUCAUGAAAUUCAAGCACAGAAAACUGGGAGAGCGAGAGAGAGAGAGAGAGAGAGAGAACAAAACAGAUGGCACACAGGAGGUACCGAAGAGAGUUUUCCACUUUUUCCACUGCAGUUACCUUUUUGAGGAGCUGAAUAUAAGGACAUGAUACAAAUACAUGAAAACACAUUCUCAUGAGACAUGAACUCUUUGAUGCAUUACACUUCAAGGAAGCUAAGAUGAGCAGCUUUACUCAAAACUGAGAGUGAAUUAACUAAGAGAAAUCAUUAAAGAGCUCAUCUGGAGACUGAAAAGAAAAGCAUGGAUGUGGGGAAAAUAUUUAGAUCUGAAGAGGAGAAGAACUGCAGCAACACAUCAGCACAUGAAUAUAAUGGCACUCUCAAUAUGGCAUCACAUGGAGUCUCCUAUAGCAACAUUAUUAUGCCAUCAGUCUUUGGUAUAAUCUGUCUCCUGGGAAUCAUUGGCAACUCUAUGUUAAUUUUCACAGUUGUCAAAAAGUCCAAGUAUCACUGGUGCAGCAAUGUCCCUGAUAUUUUCAUCAUCAACCUCUCCAUUGUGGACCUCCUUUUUCUUCUUGGCAUGCCGUUUCUGAUUCACCAACUUGUAGGUAAUGGGGUCUGGCAUUUUGGAGAGAUGAUGUGCACAAUUAUUACUGCCAUGGAUACCAACUGUCAGUUUACAAGCACCUAUAUCCUUACUGCUAUGUCCAUAGACCGUUAUCUGGCUACUGUCCAUCCGAUUUCAUCUUCAAGAUUUAGGAAACCUUUUAUUGCAACAUCAGUCAUAUGUUUUUUGUGGGUACUUUCAUUUAUUAGCAUUGCCCCUGUCUGGCUAUAUGCAAGGUUGAUUCCUUUCCCUGGUGGCACAGUUGGUUGUGGUAUACGCCUCCCAAAUCCAGAAACAGACCUUUACUGGUAUACCCUGUACCAGUUCUUCCUUGCAUUUGCUAUGCCUUUUGGGAUUAUCACUGUUGCUUAUGUUCGAAUACUUCAACGUAUGACAACAUCGGUAGCACCAACUACACAGCGUAGUGUCAGACUAAGGACUAAGAAAGUGACUCGUAUUGCAAUUGCCAUAUGUCUAGUCUUCUUCUUUUGUUGGGCACCAUUCUACAUUCUUCAGCUCACUCAGCUGGCAAUCAGUCAGCCAACCUUACCAUUCUACUAUGCUUACAAUGUUGCCAUUAGCUUGGGCUAUGCUAAUAGUUGCCUUAACCCUUUUGUCUACAUUGUGCUAUGUGAGACAUUUAGGAAACGACUGGUUCUCUCUGUAAAACCUGUGCAAGACCAAAGGCAGAUUAGCUCUUUGCAAUCACCAGAUAAUGCUCCUGAAAUGAAAUUAACCUGACCAAUAGGAUUUAGGAAGGGAUGCACGGAUGAAUACUAGAUCUGGUGGAUAUAAUGUAUGAGCUUCAUCACUUCAGUGGAACUGUGUGCCCUGAACCUGUGCUACAGAUAAUUCUGCAAUACAUGCAGAUGAUGUAUUCAUUUUAUUUUUUUCCUUACAGAUCACAUCUAAAUGAACCAUAGAAAUAUUCUUGGAGUGGAAAAAUAAACAGUGUACCAACACUUUUAAGACUGUGUUGGUAUGUAGCCAGUGUAAGCAAGUGGACAGUUAACAUAUGCCUCUUAGUUACUUAUUAAAAGAAAAAAAGUAUUAUGUACCCAAUUAAAGGAUAUUAAACAAAACAGUGUCAUCAUUAGUAUGCUGAUUGUAAAAGCAGUUGAUUUCGCAAAUGCGAUAAUUUACCAGAGAUAUUUUAUUCAUGAUAAAUACGACUAGUAAACUUUAUAUAAUUGUAAGCCUUUUCAUCUGAGUGGCAAAGUGAAGAACCACAAUCUAGCAAGAGGUAUAUUAAAUGCAUAGCAGCAUUUCAUGAGAUAUUCCAUUAAUUUAAUCAUAAAAUGUUGCAGUUCUUAAGACAGAAGGUUCCUGGAACGCCUAAGAAUUUAAGCUUAUUAUGCAGCAUUUUGUUGUUUUUCAGCCUUGGGUCCUAUACUUUACUGCCAAAUGAUUCAUACUCACUGUUAUCCAGGGCCAUAGAUCAGGCAACUCGACUGCUUUCAUGCCUCUCCUAGCAUGAAUUUCUUGCACAAAGCUCUGUUUGCAGAAUACCAAAUCAUCUCUCCAGAACACAGAUGCUACUAGAAGGAAUCCAGAUAAGACUCUGCUCUCCCUUUACACCAAAACAUCUGAGGUGUUUUGAAGCUGGUACAGAAACUUAAAACACAGAUUACUUUUUCAGCAUGAAUUUAUCAGAAAAAAAAUCAUCUGUACCGGUGUUUAAAAAUAUUUUGUCACUAUGAAGAGAACAGACCCUUUCUGCAUAUUAUCCGGCUCCUUAAUUUAUAAUGUUUUGCAGAAGUAAUCUAUAGAAUACAUUUUAAGGAAACUGGAAGCCUUUGUAUUUGUAUUUGUACUCACAGAUUUUUAGAUGGAAAAGAGAUUACAUCUUUCUGUUUUAUUUAAGAAAUGCUUUGGACUUGUAAUUAAUUUCCGUUCUUUAUAGUCUUUAUAUGGUACUUCAGGGUCUGCUUACUCAUCUGUUUAAAUGAAUAAGAAAAGUAUAAGCUUUAUUAUGCAGAAGUUAGUCACUAUGUAAUUCUUAGCUAUAGUAAAAGAGCAAGGGAUUCCUGAGCUUUAUGCCAUAAUGCAACAUUAUGGUAAUACAAGCAGGCUGCUUUUGUAAUUAAAAUGUCUUUUUUAUGAGUGUACAGUUUACUACUCAAGGAUUCAGAAGAGAGUUGCAUCCAUUUUGCAUGAUUUGUUAAAUGGGAUACAUCUCCAGUGAUCUUACAGAUCUAGUAGUUCAUGCAGACGAAUAAGACAAAGAGUUGUUAAUCUGUUUUCUGUAGUCCAGGGUUUGAAUCCUUCAGCCUCCAUUUGCCUGCUUUGUGACUUUGAGCAAGUCACUUAACCUGACAGUGCUCAUGGAGCACUCCUAAAAAGUGACACAUGUCCAGUGGGCUUAUCAAGUAAACACUUAAAAAAGCAUUACCCAACUAGCUUUCAAUUUCUUUGUAGGAUGACAGUCUGGCUUACUCAAGGAUGUUGUAAACAUCUUGAUGGAUUGAAUAAGUUUAUGUUGCAGCACUAAUGAAUCAGAGCAGUUGUUUAAAUAAUUCCAAAUCAAAAAUAAUUAAAAUAAGAAUAGAAUAAUAAAAGGAGGAAAUAACUAGUCAUAGGAUCAUAGGAUCAUAGGAAGUUACUAGGCUAUUGGCCCUGAG